UUCGGAAUGUAACAACCGAUUUGAUUGGAUCAACAUUUACCUUUAAACCAACCAGAAAUACUUUGUCAAAGAAGAAUUCGACGAAAACAAGCCGUCGGAAAUUUACAUUAAAUGCAAAUAAAUCACCUUUUUUGCCAGUAACUGAAUGUGGUGAUGUCUCUGACAGACAGAGAAUGGGACGAUCUGAAGGCAUUGCUUGACAAGGCGGUCAACAAGUUUCUAGGAUUUAGUGAGCCAUCCCUGGUGACAGCUGCUCUUAACUGUAUAGAUAAAGGAUACGAUGAGAGAAAAACUGCAGAUAAGCUACAGGCGAUACUGGAUGAGAGACAAGCGCCAAUGUUUGCCGAGAAGUUGUUUGAUGUAUGGGAGAAUUACCGGUCCAGUAGCAAGUCACAAAGGAGUAAACGUAGAAAGUUUCAGGAUGAUCGGGAUGACAGAGAUGAAGGUCGAAAGAAAGCAAAGUUUGAAGAGAUCCCCGAGACACCGGAAGGACCGAGUCCUGGGCAACUUACAGAGGAAAAAAUCAAGGAAAUGAUGCAGACGGCACAGAAGUUGAUCCAGGAGCGGAAAGCUCAGAUGGCUGUUCAGAUGCCCUCUGCCCCUCCUGCCCCAUCACAAAAUACACAGGCUCAGAAGUUUAUGAAUGAUGCAAAGGAGAAGGCAAAGAGAGCGAAUGAACUUCAGGCGCAGAUACAGGCACGUAUGGCGAGCCUUGCUGGUCUCCCCGCUCCGAUGAAAGGAAUGCCACCGGUUAAAGCUAUGGAUAAGGCCAAUGAAGGUCAAACGAAAGCUGCUCCAGUUUCAAAUCCAACGCCAUUGAUUUUGGACAGUGAAGGUAGAACUAUAGAUGCCAAGACAGGCCAGGCCAUCACACUGACACACCAUGCUCCUACAUUGAAGGCAAACAUCAGAGCAAAAAGACGAGAACAGUUUAAAGGAUUGAUAGAUGCUCCACCAGAAGAGAUCAGUGCUUCCAAAUACUUUGAUCCCCGAGUUACUUUACUAGGUGCACAGAGACAGAAACGAGGCUUCAGAUUUCACGAGAAAGGAAAGUUUGAGCAGCUUGCCCAGAGGUUGAGGACCAAGGCCCAGCUAGACAGGUUACAGAGUGAGAUCAGUCAUGCAGCAAAGAAAACAGGAAUUGCAUCAGCUGCUAAACUUGCAACAAUUACUCCAAAGAAAGAAUUGGUUGAAGGUGAAAUACCAGAUAUAGAGUGGUGGGACGCCUAUGUUUUAAGACAAGUAGAUUCGUAUGAGGGUGUGCCAGACAAGGAGGAACUACGAUCAAGGCUGGAAGGAGUCACACACCUGGUAGAACAUCCAAUACAGAUGAAACCACCAGCUGAACCGGACAAGCCACCUGCCGUGCCUGUUUAUCUAACAGCCGCAGAACGUAAAAAGUUACGGCGACAAAAUAGGACAGAGGCCCAGAAAGAGCUGCAGGAGAAAAUACGUCUUGGUUUAGCCCCGCCUAUGGAACCUAAAGUACGAAUGGCCAACUUGAUGCGAGUUCUUGGUUCCGAAGCCGUUCAAGACCCAACAAAAGUUGAAGCCCAUGUCAGAGCACAGAUGGCCAAAAGACAAAAAGCUCAUGAAGAGGCCAAUGCAGCAAGAAAAUUAACAAAAGAACAGAGAAGAGAUAAGAAAAUAGAGAAGAUAAAAGAAGAUACUUCGUUAGGAGUUCAUGUUUCAGUCUACAGAGUGAAUGAUCUCAGUAAUCCAUCUAAGAAAUUCAAAGUAGAAACAAACGCCAAACAGCUCUAUAUGACAGGGAUAGUGGUGCUGUUUAAAGACUGUAAUAUUGUUGUUGUAGAAGGUGGACCAAAACAGCAGAGAAAGUUUAAAAGGUUAAUGAUGCAUUGCAUAUUUUCAGGACCAAAACAGCAGAGAAAGUUUAAAAGGUUAAUGAUGCAUAGAAUAAAAUGGGAGGAGGAUAAGCAGAGGAAGAAAAAAGAUGCUGAUGGGGAAACUGAUGAAACAGAAAGUAGGAAUAGAUGUGUUCUUGUUUGGGAGGGUACUACAAAGAACCGAGCAUUCGGAGAGAUGAAGUUUAAAGUGUGUCCUACUGAGGCAUUUGCUAGAGAACAGUUUAGGAAACACAGUGUUGAAUCAUACUGGGACUUGUCUUUCAGCGGAGCUGUAUUAGAGACAGCAGGGGAAGAAGUGUGAUCUUGAUGUAUAGUUUUAUAUUGAAAAUCCUGUGGAAUUUAAAGUUACUGGGUCAUUGAAUCAGCUGGUGAUAUAAGGCAUUGAUGUACACAAACUGUUAAAAAAGUUCUAUAGAAGUCAAUGAUUCUUGACCAGCUGAGUAAUGUGAUGAUGAAAUACUGUGUACACCCAUAGUAGGGUGGUCCCAAUUUACAUGUAUUGUGUUUGAGGAAAUAAACAAACAAGUUUGAUGUUAGUCUCAGUAAGCUCCCGGAUCCACUGUAGAUCCCUUCAUUAUUUGAGUACACAGUUUUAAUGUCAAGGUAUGUAUGGAAUGGUCGUCCGUGUCCAAGUGGUGAAGGUCACCGACUUAAGUCACUUGCCUCUCACCAUUGUGGGUUCAAAACAUCAUUUAUGAUUUAGGCUUCUUCAUCAUAGGAAGUUGUCCAUCUGGUUUAGGGAAGGGUGGUGAUUCUGCCAAGGUGCUCAACCAUAAUGAUGCUAUGCUUGGAGGAGCUCCUGGAGUCUUCCUUUACUCUGAAAAGGCUGGAAAGUCGUCAUAUGACCUAUAAUUGUGUGAGUGCAUUGUUAAGCCAAGAAAAAAUGAAAAGUAUGUGAGGGUACCUAAGCAACUUAAUUGUCCAUGUCACUAAUCUUUUGUAUGUCACUGCUGUCUUAUGAGCAAGGCUCAGUUGGUGUAAGGAGAUAAUCCGGCUGGCUUGCAGAAUGUAAAUAAUAUUACACAGUAUCAACUUGUUGGGACACCUUGGGCCUUCUGCCUUAGGACCCAAAUCUAAAACCUGCUAGAAUACCAGGUAUACACCAUCAUUUAAAGUAACUUGCUUGCAGUUAGUGAGAUGUUUUGUAACAUUCAUAUCCCCCAAGUUUGGCAUAGAAUGUAUAUGUGACACUAAAAAUUAGUAAAAUGAGUGGAAAUAAGUGUUAUUAUAUUGAUUAAAAAAAACAACAUGAAAAAUGUCAAUUUUCUCUAUUUAAUUUAAAAACCAUUGCCGGCAUUUUAUUUGCUUAGGCGCACAGUAUGUUUGGUAAUUUAUUCAGAUACCUUGCAUAAAAAAAACAUCGAUAAGUUUGUAUAACUGGACAUUUUUACAGUACCAUAAUUUUAUGGAUUUUUGAGACAGAGAAAAAAACAGAAAAAGAGAGAAAGAGACGCUUUCAUAACCAGUCCAGUGAUAUCUAGUAUACCUGAGCAGUUUGAAACAGCUGUGAUUUAUUGUUACCAGGUGUAUUAUGUGUUUAUAUAUGAAGUAAUUUACCCUUAUCAAAGGGCAAUGAUUGAUGGCAAUUUUCUUUGUAUGUUGGAAAAAUUUAUUGGCACAUGUUGACAGAUUGCAAGAAAUGGAGUAUUUUAUUGACUGCUGAUAAAAGAAAGUAAGGCAUUGACAUACAUAUUAAAAUGAACUUUGUAUCAACUGUAACAGGUAAGUAAAAAAAUUAAAAAUGUGUUUUUUUAAUUGGAAGAAUUUAUAGACUGAACUUUUUGAUGAAAAAAAAAGAGCAUUAGCACAUUCAAGGUCUAAAGUUAAUAGGUCUGGCCAUGAAAACUGAUAAAGAAAUUUAAUAUGUGUCCACUAGAUUUGCAGUAGCUUUCAGAGUGAUCUUCGGAAAUAGAUAUUGAAUUUUAAUCGAUCUGUUCAAAAAAGCAGAAAUUUUUCAAGUUUUAUUAAGGCAGGAGAAUUUUCAUCUCGGGAUUAAAAAAUGUGAACUUUUCUGUCAAAAGAGGGAUUUCAGUAUUGCUGUUACUAGAUACACAAAAAUGUGAUAAGAUUAAGAAUUUUUAGGUUUUUAUGAAUUGCAGGGUUAAUUAAUUAACCAAACGCAAAAUUCUGCUGAUCGUUAACUGAAUGAUACUAAUAAGGUUUAUACUAAUAUCAAGUUUCAUAUGAAAGUUGGCAUCGAUUUUAAGCUCGACUUUUUGAAGAAAAAGUAGAGCUUUUGCACUCACCCGGGUGCCGGCAUCGCUGUUGGUUAAAGUUUUUUAUAAAAUCAAAUAUCCAGUUAUUAACUAUUAAAGUCUACACCAGGAGAAACAAUCCUCAUAACUCUCAUUUGAAUUUUGACAGAAUUAUGCCUCUUUUUAACUUUUUUGAUAAAGUCAAAUAUCUCUGUCACUAUUAAAGCUUAUGACUUGAAACUCAAAAUAGUUAUUUACUAUCAAAAUCUACACCAGGAGACACAAUUCCCAUAACUCUGAAUUGAAUUUUGACAGAGUUAUGUCCCUUUUUAACUUGGAAUUUUUUUACUGGCAAAGCUCUAAUUCAGAGUCAAGCACUGAGAAAAGUCAAGCACGCUGUCCACAGACAGUUCUUGUUAUAUGAACUUCUAGUUAGUUAUAUGAUUGUAAAGUUAUGGAUGUGUUUAUAUACAUGUAGAUGUCAAAGUUACAAUUGUUAAGGUUUGUACAAAAAAUCGAGGUUUACAAGUAAUAGAAUGUUGAGAUUUACAUGAAUGUCAAGAUUUUUACAAAUGUCAGGAUGAUAUGGCUGUAGAAUUUUAUAUGAAUGUUGAGGAUUAUACGAUUAUCAGUGUUUAUAAAUGAUUGUCAGUGUUUAUAAAUGCGGAUACAAAAUUUUAUAUGAAUGUUGGAGGUUUACAUGAAUGUCAACAUCUUUAUUGAGUGUCAAUGAUUUAUAUGAACAGUACCAAUUACACCUUGAUACUAAUAACUGUUAUGAAUAUGAAAAUGCAUGUAUGUUACCUUGCAUUAAAAUGUGAAAAUACA
Mercenaria mercenaria is the source of this 4891-nucleotide messenger RNA. RefSeq names its product U4/U6 small nuclear ribonucleoprotein Prp3-like. Gene Ontology annotation, cellular component: U4/U6 x U5 tri-snRNP complex. Bases 154 to 2169 code for a protein of 671 amino acids. Lineage: Eukaryota; Metazoa; Mollusca; Bivalvia; Venerida; Veneridae. Gene Ontology annotation, biological process: mRNA splicing, via spliceosome. The record is from RefSeq and is a predicted model, not a curated record. The transcript is spliced from 20 exons.